UCCCGCGCCUUUAUAACAGCCCUUCCACAGCUACGCGAUCCCCCCACCCCCACACAAACCGCACCUCACCUCCAUUGACCAGACGGCGGCGCUCACCUCCUCCUCCUCCUCGGUCCUCCCCAUCGGCCUGCUGGCUUCCCUUCGUCUUCCCCGAUACUGAUCCUCGUCACCCAUGUCUGCUGAAGUCGCCGGAGGACACCCUUAUUUCCUCUCGUGCUACUUCUGGUUCAUAUACUGCAUAAAAUUCCGAGAUUUCACUUGAUACAAGUGGAACACCAGGAGUUUUGUGCUAAUACUUCCUACCAUGUGAAUCAGUUGUAGCUGGUGAAUUUGGCAAGACUCAAGUCCUCUCAUCUAAGUCCAGAAACAUCGUUCGGCCGAGUCCUUGGUCUCCUGCUUCCCUUGAGUCUUGCCAACUGUAGUUUCUCUCAGCAAUUGUGUUCUCUGGUCCCUUUCCGUGACUUGACCAACAUCUCUCUGGUCUUGUCAAUCUUGUGACUCUCCUUCUGAAAGCUUGUCUAGAGGUUGGAUUGUCCUGCUCUCUGCUCAAACAGUCCUGAAGUUCCCUUGCUGCAUUCUGCACUCACAUUCGAAAGCGGCUCUAUUCCGCUUUGCUGAUUUGUGCACUUGGAUUCACUUGUCCGUGCACUCAAGCUUUUCUCUUUCUGGUGAACUAGUGAUCUCCUAGAAGCAUUUCUGCUUUUGUCUUGAGAUCUCUCUAUAUUCCUGUUGGUGCUAAAGGCAAAGCAGGCAUUAGGGUGAUGGCGCAAACUAGCCUGCCUCCUGGUUUUCGUUUCCACCCAACAGAUGUUGAGCUCACUUCCUACUACUUAAAGAGGAAGAUUAUGGGAAAGAAACUUAUUGUAGACGCUAUAUCAGAGGUUGAUCUGUACAAGUUUCCUCCCUGGGAUCUCCCUGACAAGUCCUCUCUUCGAAGCAAAGAUCUUGAGUGGUUCUUCUUUUGUCCUCGUGACAAGAAAUAUCCUAAUGGGUCUAGAACAAACCGCGCCACUCCAAAUGGUUACUGGAAGACUAGUGGAAAAGAUAGAACAAUCAUGCUUAACUCUCGCAUUGUUGGGAUGAAGAAAACAUUGAUAUUUCAUGAAGGCAAGGCCCCUAAAGGUGACAGAACGGACUGGGUGAUGUAUGAAUACAAAAUGGAAGAUGAGGAGUUGGUUUCUGCUGGUUUCUCUAAGGAUGCUUUUGUUCUCUGCAAAAUUUUCAAGAAAAGUGGCCUUGGUCCAAGGAUUGGGGAGCAAUAUGGGGCACCAUUUAAUGAAGCAGAAUGGGAUAAUGCAGAAGCGGAAGCUUCUAUGUUUCCGUUGAUGACCUCUUCAGAAGUAGUGAACCCAACGGAGGACUCACAUGCCCAACAUGAAGUCCCUGCAGGUGCUGUUCGUGAACCACCUCUACAGAAUGCAUCUGCUGCUUGUGCUGGAGAGGAAUCAUCAUUUGCUCAUGCCACAGCAACUACUUGUGUUGAGGACUUAACAUUUGGCUAUACUGUUGCUGGUUCUGCUAUCCAAGAUAUACCUGCUCAGCAGUCUGGAGAGGGUGUGGUUUCUGCGAACAACAUAUCCAAUGGGGUCGAUGACAUGUACAGUCCUCAUGAUUGUGAUGGAUUUCUAUUGGAGGAGCUGUCUAGAUUCCUGAAUGAUUCUCCUCUUCAUGACGCUACUCUUGGAGAGAGCUCUGCCCUUCCUCCGAUGUCUGAAGCUGAGGCUCACGCUUUUGAAGUUAACACUGUUGGUCUCUACAAUGAAUUGUCAGGGCUUGCUGGGUUAGGAGUGCCUAACAACUUCAGCACCAGCAAUGUGGGCACCACAGAUUACACAAUCCUACCACCUGACAGAGAACUUUCUACUGAUGAUUAUAUAGAACUGAAUGAUCUCCUUGCUUCUGAUCCAAGCUUCCCCAGUGAAUAUCCUGCGCAGAACAAUCAAUUUAUGCAGCAUCCUCAAGCUCAGUCCAUGUACAAUGGACAUCAUGAUGUAGCUACCCUGUCAGGUCCUGUAGAACCAACAAUGCCUAGCAUUUUCGAUGUUUUUCCUCCCAAUAAUGGCGGCUUCACUGAUGAGGCAACCAACUACUCGUACCCAAACAUGCAGUAUCCAUUCCCAUGAUUGGUCUGCAAAUGUCAGUUCUCUGAUGCUGGUAUAUCUCUUAAUCCACCAUGGACUUCAGAAAGUCUGCUGCACUUCUGAACCAAGCCAUUCUUGGCGGGUAUCUCUCGCAAGCUCAAUGCUGGAUUAAACUGCAUUGGCUACUGCAUGCUCCCAACUGGUUGAGCUUAUUGCCAAGCUCGGCUUGCUGCUGAGGAUCAAUAAGUACUUGGCGUGUAAAUUUUCGCUUGUGUUAUCUGUGUGUAUUUGCUUCCUGCUUGGCCUUUAAAGCCAUUUCUGUCAAAACUAGUGUGCUCAUGUUGACAAUAUGCGAACCAUUGUUAAUUAUUGCAAUAUAUACUUAUUUUCAUA
Messenger RNA from Setaria italica (foxtail millet), 2474 nucleotides. RefSeq names its product NAC domain-containing protein 82. Gene Ontology annotation, molecular function: DNA binding. Lineage: Eukaryota; Viridiplantae; Streptophyta; Magnoliopsida; Poales; Poaceae. Gene Ontology annotation, biological process: regulation of DNA-templated transcription. The record is from RefSeq and is a predicted model, not a curated record. The transcript has 6 exons. The coding region runs from base 762 to 2123 and encodes 453 amino acids.